CCUGUGCUGCUAGAAGGGAAGCUAGGGCAGCAGCAGUUUAGUUUGGUGCAAUUUUUCGUGAAAAGCUCUACUUACAUUCACCCCUCUGCUGUCUGCACACACUGUCUGUCUGUCUAUUCCUGUUCGUCUAACAAACUGCUCUGGGUUCCCCCCUGUCUGGGCCUGUCUGUGAAGAUUACCGAGGACAAAACCAUGGAAAUUUGUUUGAAAUAGUGAAGUGCGUCCUGUUUUUCGUGAAUUUCGUGUCGUGAGUGUGAUUUUAGGUUUUUAACCAACCUCGAGAGGAAAAAAAAGGAAAAACCUCAAGGCAAGGACUGCAUGUGCUCUCUCUCCCCCCUCGAAAGAAAAAAAGGACUAUGAACUUGACCGAAUGAUCGCGCCCUCAAGGAUACCAGCAUAGAGUCAUGAAUUUUUCCGCCUUCGGAGGUCCCUUCUCGGGGAUCCACCAGUUUGCGGCCAAAUUUGGCAGCAACGAUGGGGCCUUCACAAGCACCAGCAAUUCUGCGACGGCGGCGGCGGCCAACGCGACGGGAAAUGGCGCCGGACCAGGUGGCGUCGGAGGGGGUGGUGGCGGCCAGGGCGGAACCUCGGGCGCCACAAACCUGGUCCAACAGCAGCAGCAGGACCUUAACCGAUACCACGGAUCCAACGGGAAUCACUUCAAUCAGAAUUCUACCUCAAUGAUCAACACACCGAUGUCCUACGGCCAAAACAUUUCGCUUCCGUACAGCCAACCGCAAACCGCCGACCACGGCACGGGUGGCUUCGUGCAGAAUAUGCAAACCGAGCAGAACAAGCUGAAGAACGCGACGAUCAAGGUCGACCGGGACGAGAUGAUCAACCAGCAGAUUCUGCAGAACGUGAACCAGUCGUGGCAAACGUUGGCCAAUCCGUCGAACACGGUGGACUAUUCGUCCCAUCUGCUGUCCGCGACACUGCCAAUUUCGAUCCAGCACUUCCUCAAGUACUCGGAAUCGAUCAAGAAGGAAUCGAACGGGGUUGGGACCGGGUUGACCUCGCCGGGACCGCUGAGUGGACUGAUUGGGGUUGAGACGAACGCGUUUAACGUGCAGAAGGACUUGCUGAAUCUGAAGAAUGGAAACAAUUUAAACUUGGCGUUGGGGAACGUAGCUGUAAGUGCUGCUGCCGCCAGCCUGGGAUUGAACCACCAGCAUUUGACUCAUCACAAUAACCACCAGGACAAUGGUCACGGGUACGGAAACGUGAACCAGCUGUCCCAGAUCGCAACCAAUGGCCAAACGCAAAAUGCCAACCAGCAGCAGAGCAUGAUUAACGGCGGAACGGGUCCGGCUGUAGCGGCCAACGGUGGCCAAAACGGCACCACCAACGGAACGGACUCGACCGCGACGACGACCACCGCAACAACCACCGGAACCGGGCUGACCAAAUCCGGCAAGCCACGCAAGAAGAAGGAAAAGAAACGCAAACCACCGAAGGAGAAGAAACCCCGACCGAAGCCGGGCCAAAUCCGGGAGACGAAGGCCCUCGACGGGUCACCGCUGUUUUGCUGUCCCGAGUGUCAGAUGGCCUAUCCGGAGCGUGGCCUGAUCGAGCAGCACGUCAUUUCGCACGCCGUUGAGCGUCGCUUCGUGUGUGACAUUUGCCACGCGGCGCUCAAGCGGAAGGACCACCUGACGCGCCACAAGCUGUCGCACAUUCCGGACCGGCCGCACAUUUGCAGUAUAUGUUUGAAAUCGUUCAAACGCAAAGAACAAUUAACACUGCACAUUGUGAUUCACACCGGCGAGAAAAAGCACGUGUGCAUCGAGUGCGGCAAAGGCUUCUACCGCAAGGACCACCUCCGCAAGCACACCCGUUCGCACAUCGCCCGGCGCGUCAAGUCGGAAAUGUCAACGCAGGGCGGUGGGAGUGGCAGCGGCAGUGGCACCGGUUCCGGCUCCAGUGCUGCCAACCAGAACCAGAACAACUCGGCGGUCAAUAAUGCCGCCCUGGCCCCGUCGCUGAUGGCCACCAACAUGCAGGGCGCUCCGGUGACCGCCUCCUGAGCCUCGUACAAGGACUUUUGGUAAGGUGGAUGUUCUUCAGCUCUUCUACUGCUAGAAGAUCUCGGGUAGUUUGAGCAAUGUUGGUUCCUUUCGCACGCGAUGGGUUUGGCGGAAGAUAUUGCCUCUCGUUUGGGGACUUGUUUUUCAUUUUCUUGUUUUUAAGCACAACAACCGAUCAAUAGUUCUUGUUAAGGUGAAGCAAUUUUUCGGUUCUACCACAAUCUAGCCACAAUUAAAUAGACCAUUUUACAACUCUCUCUAAAAGGAGAGUGACAGUUAGCACUAAUUUAGGAACCAAAACGGAUCGCACUGUGAUGCCAAACCUGGCCAACAUUGCCCUGCCCGAGGGAACAUCACUGAAAACCUUACCAGAAAGUCCAUACGAUGGUUUUUGUGUACUAUUAUGCAAAGCCAAAUCCCCCUUUUACUCUCCACCUGAGUUAUACUUAAUUUAUUGAAGUAUGCUAAUGAAAAAA
This is a messenger RNA of Culex quinquefasciatus (southern house mosquito), 2503 nucleotides long. RefSeq names its product zinc finger protein 717 (gene l(3)neo38). The coding region runs from base 405 to 2027 and encodes 540 amino acids. The transcript has 4 exons. The record is from RefSeq and is a predicted model, not a curated record. Gene Ontology annotation, biological process: regulation of transcription by RNA polymerase II. NCBI's taxonomy places the organism in Eukaryota, Metazoa, Arthropoda, Insecta, Diptera, Culicidae. Gene Ontology annotation, molecular function: RNA polymerase II cis-regulatory region sequence-specific DNA binding; DNA-binding transcription factor activity, RNA polymerase II-specific. Gene Ontology annotation, cellular component: nucleus.